AUGUCUCUGAGAGUCCAGAUCAAACUGUGUGACGAGUCUGACGAGUGUGACGAGUCUGACGAGUCUGACGAGUCUGACGAGUCUGACGAGUGUGACGAGUCUGACGAGUGUGACGAGUCUGACGAGUCUGACGAGUCUGACGAGUGUGACGAGUUUGACGAGUCUGACGAGUCUGACGAGUGUGACGAGUCUGACGAGUCUGACGAGUGUGACGAGUCUGACGAGUCUGACGAGUGUGACGAGUGUGACGAGUCUGACGAGUGUGACGAGUGUGACGAGUGUGACGAGUGUGACGAGUGUGACAAGUGUGACGAGUCUGACGAGUCUGACGAGUCUGACGAGUCUGACGAGUCUGACGAGUGUGACGAGUGUGACGAGUCUGACGAGUGUGACGAGUCUGACGAGUCUGACGAGUCUGACGAGUCUGACGAGUGUGACGAGUCUGACGAGUGUGACGAGUCUGACGAGACUGACGAGACUGACGAGUCUGACGAGUCUGACGAGUCUGACGAGUGUGACGAGUCUGACGAGUGUGACGAGUGUGACGAGUCUGACGAGUCUGACGAGUCUGACGAGUGUGACGAGUCUGACGAGUGUGACGAGUGUGACGAGUCUGACGAGUGUGACGAGUCUGACGAGUCUGACGAGUGUGACGAGUCUGACGAGUCUGACGAGUGUGACGAGUCUGACGAGUCUGACGAGUGUGACGAGUCUGACGAGUCUGACGAGUCUGACGAGUCUGACGAGUGUGACGAGUCUGACGAGUGUGACGAGUGUGACGAGUCUGACGAGUCUGACGAGUGUGACGAGUCUGACGAGUGUGACGAGUGUGACGAGUGUGACGAGUCUGACGAGUGUGACGAGUGUGACGAGACUGACGAGUCUGACGAGUCUGACGAGUCUGACGAGUGUGACGACGAGUGUGACGAGUGUGACGAGUGUGACGAGUGUGACGAGUGUGACGAGUGUGACGAGAGUCUGACGAGUUGUGACGAGUGUGACGAGUCUGACGAGUGUGACGAGUGUGACGAGUGUGACGAGUCUGACGAGUCUGACGAGUGUGACGAGUGUGACGAGUGUGACGAGACUGACGAGUCUGACGAGUGUGACGAGUCUGACGAGUGUGACGAGUCUGACGAGUGUGACGAGUGUGACGAGUGUGACGAGUGUGACGAGUGUGACGAGUGUGACGAGUCUUACGAGUGUGACGAGUGUGACGAGUCUGACGAGUGUGACGAGUGUGACGAGUGUGACGAGUGUGACGAGUGUGACGAGUCUGACGAGUGUGACGAGUGUGACGAGUGUGACGAGUCUGACGAGUCUGACGAGUGUGACGAGUCUGACGAGUGUGACGAGUGUGACGAGUCUGACGAGUGUGACGAGUCUGACGAGUGUGACGAGUCUGACGAGUGUGACGAGUCUGACGAGUGUGACGAGUCUGACGAGUCUGACGAGUGUGACGAGUCUGACGAGUCUGACGAGUCUGACGAGUCUGACGAGUGUGACGAGUCUGACGAGUGUGACGAGUCUGACGAGUCUGACGAGUGUGACGAGUGUGACGAGUGUGACGAGUGUGACGAGUGUGACGAGUCUGACGAGUCUGACGAGUGUGACGAGUGUGACGAGUCUGACGAGUGUGACGAGUGUGACGAGUGUGACGAGUCUGACGAGUCUGACGAGUCUGACGAGUCUGACGAGUGUGACGAGUGUGACGAGUGUGACGAGUCUGACGAGUGUGACGAGUCUGACGAGUGUGACGAGUGUGACGAGACUGACGAGUCUGACGAGUCUGACGAGUGUGACGAGUGUGACGAGUCUGACGAGUGUGACGAGUGUGACGAGUGUGACGAGUCUGACGAGUGUGACGAGUGUGACGAGUGUGACGAGUCUGACGAGUCUGACGAGUGUGACGAGUGUGACGAGUGUGACGAGUCUGACGAGUGUGACGAGUGUGACGAGUCUGACGAGUGUGACGAGUCUGACGAGUCUGACGAGUCUGACGAGUGUGACGAGUCUGACGAGUGUGACGAGUGUGACGAGUCUGACGAGUGUGACGAGUGUGACGAGUGUGACGAGUGUGACGAGUCUGACGAGUGUGACGAGUCUGACGAGUCUGACGAGUGUGACGAGUCUGACGAGUCUGACGAGUGUGACGAGUCUGACGAGUGUGACGAGUGUGACGAGUGUGACGAGUGUGACGAGUGUGACGAGUGUGACGAGUGUGACGAGUGUGACGAGUGUGACGAGUCUGACGAGUGUGACGAGUCUGACGAGUCUGACGAGUGUGACGAGUCUGACGAGUGUGACGAGUGUGACGAGUGUGACGAGUGUGACGAGUCUGACGAGUCUGACGAGUCUGACGAGUCUGACGAGUCUGACGAGUGUGACGAGUCUGACGAGUGUGACGAGUCUGACGAGUCUGACGAGUCUGACGAGUGUGACGAGUGUGACGAGUGUGACGAGUCUGACGAGUGUGACGAGUGUGACGAGUGUGACGAGUCUGACGAGUCUGACGAGUCUGACGAGUGUGACGAGUCUGACGAGUCUGACGAGUCUGACGAGUCUGACGAGUGUGACGAGUGUGACGAGUGUGACGAGUCUGACGAGUCUGACGAGUGUGACGAGUGUGACGAGUCUGACGAGUGUGACGAGUCUGACGAGACUGACGAGUGUGACGAGUGUGACGAGUCUGACGAGUGUGACGAGUCUGACGAGACUGACGAGUGUGACGAGUCUGACGAGACUGACGAGUACCCUGUGGGACCAGACCCUGUGGGACCAGACCCUGUGGGUCCAGACCCUGUGGGACCAGACCCUGUGGGACCAGACCCUGUGGGACCAGACCCUGCUGGACCAGACCCUGGGGUCCUCUCUGAUGCAGGAGGGGAUGCACCCAUGGGCUCGGUCUGUAUUGACCGCCUGAGCGACCGCCUGAGCGACCGCCUGAGCGACCGCCUGAGCGACCGCCUGAGCGACCGCCUUAUUGACCGCCUGAGCGACCGCCUUAUUGACCGCCUGAGCGACCGCCUGAGCGACCGCCUUAUCGACGACCGCCUUAUUGACCGCCUUAUCGACCGCCUUAUCGACCGCCUUAUCGACCGCCUUAUCGACCGCCUUAUCGACCGCCUUAUCGACCGCCUUAUCGACCGCCUUAUCGACCGCCUUAUCGACCGCCUUAUCGACCGCCUUAUCAACCGCCUUAUCGACCGCCUUAUCAACCGCCUUAUCGACCGCCUUGGCGACCGCCUUAUUGACCGCCUUAUCGACCGCCUUGGCGACCGCCUUAUCGACCGCCUUAUCGACCGCCUUAUCGACCGCCUUAUCGACCGCCUUAUCAACCGCCUUAUCGACCGCCUUGGCGACCGCCUUAUCGACCGCCUUAUCGACCGCCUUAUCAACCGCCUUAUCGACCGCCUUGGCGACCGCCUUAUUGACCGCCUUGGCGACCGCCUUAUCGACCGCCUUAUCGACCGCCUUAUCGACCGCCUUAUCAACCGCCUUAUCGACCGCCUUGGCGACCGCCUUAUUGACCGCCUUAUCGACCGCCUUGGCGACCGCCUUGGCGACCGCCUUAUCGACCGCCUUAUCGACCGCCUUAUCGACCGCCUUAUCGACCGCCUUAUCGACCGCCUUAUCGACCGCCUUAUCGACCGCCUUAUCAACCGCCUUAUCGACCGCCUUGGCGACCGCCUUAUUGACCGCCUUAUCGACCGCCUUGGCGACCGCCUUAUUGACCGCCUUAUCGACUGCCUUGGCAACCGCCUUAUUGACCGCCUUAGCAACACGUGUGCUCCUGUUAUGGCACAAAGGUAA
Knipowitschia caucasica is the source of this 3813-nucleotide messenger RNA. The record is from the annotation of a GenBank genome assembly. NCBI's taxonomy places the organism in Eukaryota, Metazoa, Chordata, Actinopteri, Gobiiformes, Gobiidae.